Molecule: messenger RNA, 504 nt
Organism: Zymoseptoria tritici IPO323
Lineage: Eukaryota; Fungi; Ascomycota; Dothideomycetes; Mycosphaerellales; Mycosphaerellaceae
Exons: 2
Coding region: 1-504 (167 amino acids)
Source: RefSeq, a predicted model, not a curated record
AUGAAUCGCUUGACAUUCGCCACGAUAGUGGCAUCCCUCUUCGCUACCACCACUGCCCAAGCUCCACCCUUCCACAUCGAGAACUUCGCCGCUCAAGACAUUCGCAUUCCAAGCGAGUCCCACAACGUCUCCUUCACGGUCAAACACCUCGGAGCAGCUCCUCAACAGGGAGGAGACGCGCCAUUCGACCUCUCCAUCGCCUGGGAAGGCUGCGACCCACCCCCCUGCUACAUCAAUAGCGAAGGGACAGGAUGGUACACUCGCAUCGUUCCAGGCUCCUACAAAGGCGCCACCGACUUCACGCUCGAGAUCGUCAAGCAUAAUAUUUACAAGGCUGCUACGACGUGGACGGCCAGGAUCCCCUACGUGGAGGGAAGCGCAGGGUAUGACUGCUCGCGAGGUGGACAGAGUACGCUUUGUGGGUUCCAGGACGAGAGCGAUUCGACAUAUGAGACUGUGUAUGUCGGUGGUUUGGAAGCGGAGUACCCGAGUCCGCGGUGUUAG